CUUUCUUGGAUGCGGGAGGGGGCUGGCCAGCCCAGCCCCAGGAAGGCCUGCCCUCUGGAAACCUUCCUUUCUCCCUGCAGGCUCUAAGAAACCCCAGCUCUCAGCGCCGCCGGGGCCAGCCGUCUGCCAGUGGCUUAUGGGAAGUACGGUCUAGCCCCGCUCGACUAAGAUGCUUCUAGCUUCUCCCUCCACCCUGUCCAGGGGACGGACCCCCAGCGCCGUGGAGAGGCUGGAAGCAGACAAAGCCAAGUAUGUCAAGACCCAUCAAGUGAUAGCGCGGCGCCAGGAGCCAGCCCUGCGGGGCACACCUGGUCCCCUCACCCCGCAUCCCUGCAAUGAGCUGGGAUCCUCCGCAUCACCCAGGAUGCCCAGACCCGUUCGGCGGGGCAGCGGCCGGAGGCUGCCAAGGCCUGACUCUCUCAUCUUCUACCGCCAGAAGCGAGACUGCAAGACGUCGGUAAACAAAGAGAACGCCAAGGGCCAGGGACUCGUGCGACGCCUUUUCCUGGGCGCCUCCCCAGGCGCCACCGCCAGCAGCCCGGCCUCGGCAGAGCGCCCCGCGGUCCCUGGGGGCUGGGCUGCGCCCCGCGACGCCCCGGAAGCGACGGCGAAGCGGGCGCUGUGCCCCACGUGCUCGCUGCCGCUGUCGGAGAAGGAGCGCUUCUUUAACUACUGCGGCCUGGAGCGCGCGCUGGUGGAGGUGCUGGGCGCCGAGCGCUUCUCCCCCCAGAGCUGGGCCGCCGACGCCAGCUCCCAGGUGUCGGUGGUGGAGCGCAACGCGCGCGUCAUCCAGUGGCUGUACGGCUGCCUGCGCGCCAGGGACCCACCGCGCGAGUCCGAGGUCUGA
Echinops telfairi (small Madagascar hedgehog) is the source of this 847-nucleotide messenger RNA. It is a transcript of the gene FAM110D, whose product is annotated as family with sequence similarity 110 member D. The transcript has 2 exons. Lineage: Eukaryota; Metazoa; Chordata; Mammalia; Afrosoricida; Tenrecidae. The coding region runs from base 170 to 847 and encodes 225 amino acids. The record is from RefSeq and is a predicted model, not a curated record.